UAAAAUUAGAACCAAAGUGAACUCUAACCCCGAAAUAUUUGCCAAGUAUCAGUUUCCUCCCCAUAUAUGAGACAAAACCUAUAAAAUUUGAGCUCCGCCAUUACUCCAAAGGCUGCAUAAUUGGUAGAUUUCAAACCCCAAAAUUCAAAAAUGGAGGCCAAAAUAAACCAAUUAUUUGGGCCAAUUGUUACAUUCAUCAAUGGUGGGGACCAGCUUCCUUGGUGCUCUCCUGACAUAAUUGUUGGCUGUGAGAAAGAAGUUGCAGAUGCUACAAAGGGCGCCUCAGAUGAAGGAAAGAAUGAGAGUAUUAUGAGAUUGUCGUGGGCUCUUGUUCAUUCUAAACAACCUGAUGAUGUUCAACGAGGGAUAGCUAUGCUUGAGGCUUCAAUUGCCAACUCAAGUAGUCCGCUACAGCAGCGAGAAAAGCUUUAUCUUUUAGCUGUUGGAUAUUACAGAAGUGGGGAAUAUUCGAAGAGCAGAAAGCUUACCGAUCAAUGUUUGGAGAUUGCACCGGAUUGGAGACAGGCGUUGUCGCUUAAGAAGGCUAUUGAAGAUAGAAUAACUAAAGAUGGUGUCAUUGGUAUAGGAAUUACUGUGACUACUAUAGGACUCAUUGUUGGUGGGAUUGUAGCAUCGUUGGUCCGAAGAAACUGAUCUUCGACUGCUCUAUCAUGCUUUAUGAAAACAACCAUAUGAGGUUAUUGACCGCUCAUUAAAACACCACAAAAAUCCGUUUCAACUGAAAAAAGAAGAUGAAUGAAACAUAUUUGCUGGUUUCUUUUCCAUUUCCCUGCCUUUUUCUUCUCUUAGUCUCGUUUAAGGGAGCCAAUGAAUGUUCUAUAGAAUAAUGACAGGCCAAAUGGCUGAGAUUUUGUGAUUAACUGCUCGUUUGGGUAAAGCCUCACAUUAGAAUUACUAGUUACUGUAUGUCAAGUAAAUUUUGCUUCGAUAUUUGUUAUUAUGUGUGAAAAACACAGGUAAACAGUAUCUACCUAGUGAAUCAAAAUACAUGGACUGUAUGAUGUCUUUUUACAUUA
Lycium barbarum (goji berry) is the source of this 1037-nucleotide messenger RNA. Its product is annotated as mitochondrial fission 1 protein A-like. NCBI's taxonomy places the organism in Eukaryota, Viridiplantae, Streptophyta, Magnoliopsida, Solanales, Solanaceae. Bases 151 to 654 code for a protein of 167 amino acids. Gene Ontology annotation, molecular function: protein binding. The record is from RefSeq and is a predicted model, not a curated record. Gene Ontology annotation, biological process: mitochondrial fission; autophagy of mitochondrion; peroxisome fission. Gene Ontology annotation, cellular component: mitochondrial outer membrane; peroxisomal membrane. The transcript has 5 exons.